Molecule: messenger RNA, 861 nt
Organism: Aspergillus alliaceus
Lineage: Eukaryota; Fungi; Ascomycota; Eurotiomycetes; Eurotiales; Aspergillaceae
Product: aquaporin-like protein
Exons: 2
Coding region: 1-861 (286 amino acids)
Biological process (GO): water transport; glycerol transmembrane transport
Cellular component (GO): plasma membrane
Molecular function (GO): glycerol channel activity; water channel activity
Source: RefSeq, a predicted model, not a curated record
AUGUUCCUUAACAUAUCUGGUCUCUCCCGAAGAGUCCUCAAACCCUAUGCGGCCGAAUUCCUUGGAACUGCCCUCCUAAUUGUACUUGGAGACGGAGUGGUCGCACAAUGUCUCCUAUCUGAUUAUCAGUAUGGCACCUGGCUGUCCAUCAACAUGUCCUGGGCUGCGGCCGUCUGUAUUUCCGGCUAUCUUGCCGACCCCAGCCCGACCAUCAACCCAGCUGUGACCAUCUGCACUGCUCUUAUUCGUCCGACUCCUGGGCAAUGGAGAAAGCUACCAGGUAAGCUGUUUGCCCAGUUUCUGGGUGGCUUUGUGGGUGGCGCAAUUGUGUAUAUCAACUACCGGUCGGGCAUCGAAUCGUGGGAUCCCGAGUACACGAUUCCGGGUGGAUCAAUUCUGAGCCCACAAGGACAUCAUUCCGCUGGUAUCUUCUCGACCUAUCCCGCCGCCACCUUACGGUCGAACUGGGAGGCCGCCUUUUCCGAAUUGCUCGGGUCGGCGGUGCUCAUGUUUGGAUCUCUGAGCAUCUCGGACCCGGCCAAUGCGCCUCGCUUCUAUUCCCCUCAACUCUCCGUGUUUUUGCUGCUUCUGGCCAUUGGCGCUUCCUUGGGCUGGCAGACUGGAUAUGCUAUUAACCCAGCGAGAGACUUCGGCCCGAGACUGUUUUCUGCCAUUAUCUAUGGCAGAGAGGUUUUCACAGCGGCCAACUACUAUUUUGUCGUCCCUCUUUUCGCCCCAAUUGUCGGUUGUAUCGUGGGGGCUGCAACCUACGACUCUCUCCUCUACGAGGGAGAGGGAUCUCACAUCACCGACGCCCUCGACAAAAACGAAGAUCGACACGGCGCCCUUCGGCUAGACUAA